GUUUCGGCGUGAGAUGAAAAAGAGGCGUCAUCUGCCUUCGUUUAUGCUGGGAUCUUGCAGAUCUUGACUGUUUUGGCGCUGAUCAUACACAGCUCUUCGACAAUGCGGCUCGUUGCGUUCGGCGGUGCCGUCGUGUGCGCCAGCAGCAUCCCUGCGGCAUCGCCAGCAUCCGCGGACACAUCACCGAGGCGUUCUUUGUCAUUCACGCCGCUCUUCCCGCGGCAAAAUCAUCGGCCAGCAAGGAGCCCUGCAACAGCACGGCGCAAGCGGUCCCUCUUUCAUCGCACUGCGAGUGCAUCCCCGUCCCCCUCCUCCCGUGUCCUCCAGCCGUCCUUGAUGAGAAGAAUCGCGCAGCCACUCACUGCAGGGGCAGUUGGUCUGUUCGUCUUUCUUGCAUCGGGGAGAGCGCUGCCUGCGUUCGCAUCGCCGCUGCACUCUCCCCUCGCCCGUCGGCUCGCAUUGGCCGGUGGGAGGGUGUCAUCGGCUGCUGGGAGUGUGUCUGCGACGCCACAGCGGCUGGCGCUCGAUUCGAUGACGUGGCUCGCGUUGUUCUUGCUGUCUGCCGCCUUCCACGCGGCAGAGAAGGCCGUGGACAAUCUGUACCCAUGGAAGGUGCGCUUGCGAUGAAAUGUACCGACUUGAUUGUCUCUGUGAAUCAUCUUUGUAUUGCUUGCAGAUCAAGGAGUUUGCCGAGGAGGAGGGCCCUACCAGCCCGUUUGCCAAGCUGAUGAACGACAUACUGGGCUUCCAGUUCGCCAUCCUCGUCACCACCACCGCCUGCACCAUCUUCAGCGCCGGCCUCUUCGCCAACGUCAUGCUCAUGGCAUUCGGGCCGAAAUCAGUCACCUACGCGUCGGGCGUGCUGACCCUGCUGACUGUCUUCUUCGCUGAGCUGCUGCCAAAGGCCCUCGGCGUGAGCCAGCCAGAGGUGGUGGCGCGGUCGAUGGUCGGCCCUGUCAUCCUUAUCAGCAGCGUGCUGCGGCCCAUCAGCGGCCUCUUCACUCGGGCAUCGACCCUCAUCCUGCAGCUCUUCCGUCUUGACCCCAAGAAGGGCGACGGCGUGUCAGAGGAGAUGCUGCGGCUGAUGAUACUGGGUGCAAAGGAGAGCGGGGGCAUUCAGAUGGAGGAGGGGUCGAUGAUGGAGUCGGUGCUCAAGCUGGAGGACAAGAAGGUCAACGAAGUCAUGCGGCCGCGCGUCGAUGUUGUGGCCAUCGACAGGAGGCGGAAGCUCAAGGAGCUCCUGCAAUUGGUCAGCCGGCCAGUCAGGAUGAGACACCAUAUGUAUGCACGGACGUGCAUGUGUGUGUGGUCAGGCCUAUGAGACGCGCUGUUCCCGCAUCCCUGUGUAUGAUGGCGAGAUCGACCAGUGAGCGAAUGAUGAGAGCGCAAUCACUGCAAAGCUUGGGCAUCUGCCAUGCAUGUGUGUGUAUCAGGAUCGUGGGUGUGGUGAAGCUCAAGAACGUGCUGCGGUACCUCAACGACCCAAGGAACCUGGAAACCGCCACCGGUAGAACACACGGACACACAGACUGACCGCCGAAUCGCUUACAUCUGUAUAUGUGUGUGCAUGUCAGUUGAGGCGAUCAUGCACCCCGAACGCGACAAACCCUACUUCUUCUACGAAAUGAUGGUACGCAUAUGGAAGAGACUACCGGUGACAUCCAUGUGUGUCUUCUUGUGUGUGCAGGCAGCAUGGGACGUGUUGCAAGAGAUGCGCCGUCACCGGUUCCACAUGGGCAUCGUGGUCGACGAACACGGCGGCACCGCGGGCAUCGUGACGCUCGAGGACAUACUCGAGGAGGUCGUCGGCGACAUCUACGACGAAGACGACGAAGAGGACUUCAGGUCAGUCACCCCACACACCCACCCACCAAAACACAGACGUUGGUCGAUGCAUGUGUGCGUCUGUGUGUAUGUGUGUGUGCAGGGAGGAGGAUGACAUGAUCAUCCACAACGAGGCCGAGCAUUAUUACGAGAUCAGCGGGGCGGCCGACCUUCGGGCCGUCGAGAAGUUCCUCGGCCUCGACAUCGACGAAGAGAGCCUCUCGUCAUUUAACUCGCUAUCAGGCAUGCAGGCCGCCCACACACCCACACACAGCCCAACACAACACAACGAAUCAAUCCACUAUCUGACGUUGCGGGCACAUCGGUCAGGUUAUCUGUGUGACGAAGCGGGCCGCAUCCCCGACAAGGGCGACUACCUCCUCAUCGGCAGCUACUCAUUCAAAGUAAGUACGCCACCCACCCACCAUCCACCAUCCAUUGCUUCCUUCCUCUGCCUGCGUGCCUGUCCUGCAGGUGAUCGACGCGGACGACAAGCGCGUGUUGCGGCUGCGCGUCGAGAGCAUCGGCGACAUGGAUGAUGAGGAGGGCCCCGAGGCAGAGAGGGACCAGGCCGACAGCAGCAGACUGACGGCAGUCGAGACGGACGAGGCGAUGGCGGUGCCGCAUCCCAUCACCAUAUAGACUGGCUGGCUGUCUGGCCUACGGCCGUCUGGAUGGAUGGAUGGAUGGAUGCAUCGGGUGGUGGGGGGCGGGUGGGUGUGCAGCUGUGGUGCCUCUUUUUCACUCAGUGGCCAUAAAUGACACACAGAGACACAGACGGACAAGAGCCUUCGUGUGUGCGCGGAGACUGAUGGCAAGUAUCAUCUGGUACUUCUGCGUGUCGUCUAGUCACAUGUCAGACGGGAGAGGCCCACAGCAAUUAUCAGAAAGAGCACAAAGCAGACUUCCGUUGAGCAGAAAGCAGACCAGUCCACGUACAUUAUCGAAUGUGCUCGCACGAAGACAAACUGAACAGACAACGCAGCCUUACGCAAGUCAACCA
This is a messenger RNA of Vitrella brassicaformis, 2827 nucleotides long. Lineage: Eukaryota; Vitrellaceae. The record is from the annotation of a GenBank genome assembly.